Molecule: messenger RNA, 1088 nt
Organism: Ilex paraguariensis (yerba mate)
Lineage: Eukaryota; Viridiplantae; Streptophyta; Magnoliopsida; Aquifoliales; Aquifoliaceae
Source: the annotation of a GenBank genome assembly
UUCAGAACAAGCAAUCUUCACAACCCCCAGUCCCCCCCCCACCCCAAAAAAAAAAAGAUGGAACAGAGACACAGUACUUGCAGUUUUGGCCUUGUAUUCUUCAUCUUUUCCACUCUCUGUCUUCUGCUAUCUUUCUCUGGAUCUGUUGGAGCUUACAAGAACUACACUGUUGGUGACUCAUUGGGUUGGUUUGAUAAUCUUGAAAAGCCUAGUGUUAAUUACCAGAAGUGGGUUGCUGGCAAGAACUUCAGCCUUGGAGAUUUCCUCUUUUUCAACUCUGACAAUAAUCACUCAGUCAUCCAAACAUACAAUUUCAACACAUACAAGCGAUGUGAUUACCAAAAUGCUCUCAACAACGAUACCACACAGUGGUCAUCGGCAGAUCCAUCAGCCACUUCCCCACAACCAAUCUCUGUGGCAGUUCCUCUUUUGAAAGUAGGAAUGACAUAUUUCUUCUCCGGCGACUACGACGGAGAUCAGUGCAAAAAUGGCCAGCACUUCAAGAUAAAUGUGACUUAUGGACAAGGGUUGCCGCAGAGUCUGAAGAACCCAUCUAAUGACGCCCCUUCACCGGCAAAUCCGGUUUCCGGCGACGAUGAAUCUGCGCCAGAUACCCUAGUUCCUUCCAACUUCAGCGAUCCCCAAGGCACUAGUGAUGAUAUUGAGGCAUCACAAUCUGUUUCACUAUCAGUAUUGUUGAAGCUCUAUGGUAGGCAAUUACAUGGAGUUUUGAUAAUAUUGGGAUUAAUUUGCACUUUUUGAUAAAUUGAGCGUUUUUAUCAUUCGAUGAUCCAGAUAUAAUUCAAACACCAUGAAUUCAAUUGCGACUCGAUAUAUAACUAGGGAUGAUCUACCAUCAAGGAAAAUGACAAAGAGUUAUAUCAGAGAAAAAUCAAAUCUCGUUCUAUCUGUCUUUUCGAUGUUAUUCUUUUUAUACGUUUGUAUUAUUGCAUUGUUAGCUUUUACAAUUUUCACAUAAUGUAUUGUUGUAUAAUGGAUACUAUUGCUAUAAAACUUAAUUUCCAAUGUUAGCUUUUACAAUACACUAUCUGUCUUUUCGAUGUCAUUCUUUUUAUACGUUUGUAUUA